Molecule: messenger RNA, 2535 nt
Organism: Lolium perenne
Lineage: Eukaryota; Viridiplantae; Streptophyta; Magnoliopsida; Poales; Poaceae
Molecular function (GO): nucleic acid binding; zinc ion binding
Source: RefSeq, a predicted model, not a curated record
UCCAGAACUUAUGGGAUAUGGACAUAGGUGAUUUUACUUGAUUAUAUGAUGUAUUUUAGAGUGGAAACCAUGAUGGUUUAGGUGCUGAACAAAUGAGUUCAGAUCUGAACAUUUGUUUGUCUUAGGAGACCCCAGAUGCAAUUGUGUACUUUUGCUUUAACUUGAUUAAUAUGCAUGCUAUGGAACUAAUCUAAAAUGGAGGAAAGUAAGUCUUGCUGAGUACCUUAAGUACUCACCCUUGCUGUUGUAAUCUUUUUGCAGAGGAUAAAACUUCACUUGGCAGCGAGUCCGAGUAUGACCUCGACGAGUAGUUUGGUUCUACCUUCAGCAGCUUAGUCCCUUGGGUUGUUGGUGGGCGAACUGCAAGGAUGCCUCCUCGUCGUGGUGGUCGUGUUGGAGGGCGUGGCCAUAGGCGUGAUGAUGAUCUUCCUCCUCCACCUCCAAAUCUUGCAGAGGUCAUGGUGAAUCAGACCCGUCUUCUGGAGGAGAUGAUUAGGAGCAAUGCAGCACACAGGGCACCACAAGAUCAGGAGAUCUCUCUCAUGGAUUUUCAGAAGUGUGAUCCUCCCAACUUCACUUCAGCCUCUGAACCUCUGGUGGCUGAUGACUGGCUGAGAGAUAUGGAGUUUAAGUUCCAGCACAUGCGCAUUCCUAAUGGCAGCAAAGUUCUCUUCGCCACAUACCAGUUUCGUGGCCCCGCACUUGCUUGGUGGCAGUCCCAGUUGGCUAUGCAGCCCGCUGGUCAGGAGAUGUCUUGGGCUGAUUUCUGCACACUUUUCCGUUGUGCUUAUGUCCCAGAGAGCACCAUUGGCCUCAUGAAGCAGAAGUUUAGGGCUCUCAAGCAGGAACGCCGCUCAGUGGACGAGUACUUGGGGGAAUUUGAGCAUCUCUCCCGCUACGCUCCAAGAGACGUUGAAGAUGAAAAGGAGAAGAUUCAGGCCUUCUUGAAUGGCUUGUGCGAGGAUCUUCAUGAGAAGCUAGUCACACAUGAUUUCCCGGAUUUCCGCACUUUGGUGGACAAGGCUAGGCUAGCCAAGAGGGCUAGUAUUUCUUCAGAGAUAGCCCGCAAGCGCAAGAGGGAGGCAUUUCAGGCUUCCAAGGCGGGAUCAUCUAGCUCUCGCCAAGACAAGCCGGUUCCUAUUUCUUCUGGUGGAAAAAUGUUCCAUAAUCAGCAACCUUAUACCCAUCCAAGGCAUCAGCAGCAACAGCUACAACAACACAAUCAGCGGCAGGGUGGAGGUCAAUUCAAGGACAAUAAGAACAAGAAUGUUGAAUGUUGGAACUGCCAUGAGCGUGGGCACUUCUCUACUUCUUGCACCAAGCCGAAGAAGGCUGGAGAACACCUUGGGCCUCACAAGGCGCCUCCUAGAGGUUCCACUUCAGGGGCUAGACCUGCUGCCAAGGUCAAUGCCCGUCGUGCUCGCAUCAAUCACAUCGAAGUCGCUGCAGCGGAGGAGUCCCCGGAGGUCAUUUUGGGUGAUGAGGAGGGUGUGAAUUGUGAGGACGGCAAUUCAAAGUACCAGCAGGGGGAUAAAGGCAAGCAGCCCUUAGGGUGUAUCAACUUUAUUAUUCUGAAUAUGUCAUCCUUGGUGUGAUGUGAUGUUUGUGUUGGAGACACUACCCUUGUGUUUCUAAAUGCUUGUUUACUAUUGUUACCGUUGGGCAUUAGCAUGAGUAGGAAUUGUUUGUGGUAAACUUGGGAUUGGUAUUCCAUUAGGCUGGAUAUGAUCCUAAAUUCAUAUAUUUAUGUUGUCGUGUUCUAAGUAUCGGUCCUUGCUCCUUGGGUCUUGGGUGACUUGGUAACAUUGAGCAUGGUGUCGGACUUAGUGGUUUAUCUUUUGGUCAAGAAUCAUGUCAUGAUCAGCGAGCGAUGUCUCUGGUUAUGAUAAUAAAAAUUGCAACUAAAAAUGAAUCGACUUGAGUGGGUACCCUGAUAUUUGCUUCUUUAUCCCACUUAAGUCACUUCAAGGACAAAUUCUUGUGCCUUUGAUCCCAAGCCACUUCGUACCACCGAGUUGAUACGUCUCAAACGUAUCCAUAAUUUCUUAUGUUCCAUGCUACUUUUAUGAUGAUACUCACAUGUUUUAUACACACUUUAUGUCAUUAUUAUGCAUUUUCCGGCACUAACCUAUUGACGAGAUGCCGAAGAGUCAGUUGCUGUUUUCUGCUGUUUUUGGUUUCAGAAAUCCUACAAAGGAAAUAUUCUCGGAAUUGGACGAAAUCAACGCCUAGGGUCUUAUAUUUCCACGAAGCUUCCAGAAGACCAAAAGGGUUACGAAGUGGGGCGACGAGGCGCCGUACCCAUAGGCCGGCGCGGCCAGAGGGGGGCCCGCGCCGCUCUAUGGUGUGGGCCCCUUCGUCAGCCCUCCGACUCUGCCCUUCCGCCUACUUAAAGCCUUCGUCGCGAAACCCCCUGUACCGAGAGCCACGAUACGGAAAACCUUCCAGAGACGCAGCCGCCGCCAAUCCCAUCUCGGGGGAUUCAGGAGAUCACCUCCGGCACCCUGCCGGAGAGGGGAAUCAUCUCCCGGAGGA